Vespa velutina is the source of this 850-nucleotide messenger RNA. RefSeq names its product gustatory and pheromone receptor 32a-like. Bases 1 to 645 code for a protein of 214 amino acids. Lineage: Eukaryota; Metazoa; Arthropoda; Insecta; Hymenoptera; Vespidae. The transcript is spliced from 5 exons. The record is from RefSeq and is a predicted model, not a curated record. Gene Ontology annotation, biological process: sensory perception of taste. Gene Ontology annotation, cellular component: dendrite; axon; membrane.
AUGCUUACAACUACUAUCCAUUCCCCGCAACAUAAAAGAGUUCUUCGGAUGAGGAAUAGGAAACAUAAUUCUCCAUUAUCUGAUAUUCAUCGAACGGAUAAAUGGAACCAAAACGUUAUCACUAUUAAAAAAGCCAAGGAGAUACAUUUGGAAUUAAACAAGUGUGCUAGGAAUAUAAACAAUGCGUACAGCUUACAUAUUUUAUUUUCAAUAUCGACAGCUACCAUUUUGAUCAUUACUACAGCUUACAAUACGUAUUACUGUUUAUUAACUAAAAUCUAUCAUCCGCAAUCCCUUCAAUUCUUUAUUCAUUUAUUUUGGAUUUUUUUACACGGAUUGAAGAUCACUUUUGCAAGUCACGUAUGUGCAAAAACUGUAACGGAGGCGGCAAAUACCGGAGAUAUCCUUUGUGAAAUGAACGAACCAUCAAUCAGCAAAGAAUUUUGUACUGAGAUUCAUGACUUUAUUCUACAACUUAUUCAAAACCCAUUGUCAUUUACAACCUUUGGCUUUUUUGAUCUGGACUAUACAUUGAUACGUAAUAUCAUCGGUAUCAUCGCAAGUUACCUCGUUAUUUUAAUUCAAGUUGGAAGAGUACCAUAUGACGUUUUUGUUAAAAAUACGACACUAUCGACCAAUAAUUAAUAAGAAAUUUAAGGUCAACGUUAUCAUCAUAUUAAUAAAUAAGAGUCUACAAGAUCUAAAAAACUGAGUAAUCUUUAUAGUAUUCAAAUAGUGGCCUUUCGCAGCACGCUUGUAUAUGUUUUUAUAGUUCACAUAUUAUUGCUAAGAAAUAUGAAUAUUAUGCUUGAAAUGUGUGAGACGCAUCCGAAAAAUGCAAGUCAAACUU